AACUUCACACAACGAGUCCGCUAUGCGGUCGCAAUGCGGGGCCCUCUCAUAAAACAUCGGGGGCCAUGGCCUUGCAAACAUCUCAUAGCGAAUCACUUGGCAUUUUCGGACCCCGCGCUCAUCACGGAGCUGAUUUCUCGUAAGCUCGACUGAUUCAGUCAGUGCCUGCGGCACGGCCAUUGGCAGCAAACAUCAAGUUGCAGGGAAUGAAUCACACGCAGUGAUUCGGCGCAACCCAUCCCUUCACUUCAUUUGUCUUUGUCAAUUGGGGCAGUUGUUUGCUAGUCAUGAUGUUUAUAUAAAAGAUCCCCUUCCCAUGUUGUUUUCCCUUGCUUCAAUCUUUGGGAUAUCGCCAAUCAAUUCUCACUGCUGCUUCAAUAACCUUCUCAGACAAUACCCGAACCAAGACCAAGAUCCAACUACUUACUCCCAACGAACAUCUAACACAAAACGUCGCCACGUAAAACAUUGACCAAACCAAUUAAAUCACAAUGCACAUCUCAGCCAAGUCCGUACUUGGCCUCGUCACCUUUGGCUUGCUCUCAGUAGCAAAUGCAUCGGUACAGGAUUCUGAAAGCAUGGUCCCUCGCACGUUCGCCAACGCCGACGGCACUACUUCAACGAUACGCAUGAACCGCAACAUCAAAUUCACCCAAGGAUCAGAAGGCACACGGCCAGUCCGCUUAUCAAAACGGUUUCCCUUCUCUUCCGGCAGAGACGAGUGGUGUGGAGAGCUGGCCGAGGACCCAUCGACGGACUUUUCAGCUUCCGCGCCUUUGGCAGCAGACUGCCAGGCGCUUGCGAGCUCUCUCAGUGGCCAGAAUGGAUUUUGGACUUUGCAACCUGGGGACUUCUCUUCCAACGGAUGGGCUACUAUAGUGAGCUCGGGAACAUGCAGCUUUGCCGUCAGAUAUGCCGACUCUGGCAGCGCGGCUAGCCCUAUGAACGUUGGCACGAACGACAUCCGUUUCUACACGACGAGAUAUGGUGUCAUGGCACAGAACGGGAAGCUGGGGCUGCAAGGGACUGUGCAGUGUUACAACGACCAGAAGAUGCUGUUUGUUACUUGGGGUUUAAUUCACAGCUGAGCUUAACAAGCAAAGUGCCGAUGUAGACAAUAAUACCCUAACCGAGGGAAAUCAACCUUGACUUAGCCGCAGGUUGAAAGUAGUAAUUAAUGACAGUUACAUGAGUGGUCUAAAUCAUUCUGAAUGCAGAUUUGUUAUGUUCGAGAUUCUUGUGAUGUCCAUCACCCUACAUCUCCUGGCGAGAAUCUUAUCCAUCAUUUGGUGCUCCUUCUACUUAGUUCCAUUCUUCACGGGCUUAGAUCAGCUUCUCUAUUGUGAAGAAUGAGGGAUGCGACAUGA
This is a messenger RNA of Colletotrichum phormii, 1367 nucleotides long. RefSeq names its product putative necrosis-inducing factor-domain-containing protein. The transcript has a single exon. The coding region runs from base 492 to 1088 and encodes 198 amino acids. The record is from RefSeq and is a predicted model, not a curated record. Lineage: Eukaryota; Fungi; Ascomycota; Sordariomycetes; Glomerellales; Glomerellaceae.